Paraglomus occultum is the source of this 1029-nucleotide messenger RNA. Lineage: Eukaryota; Fungi; Glomeromycota; Glomeromycetes; Paraglomerales; Paraglomeraceae. The record is from the annotation of a GenBank genome assembly.
AUGUCGAAACUAACUAAUCGGGUUAUUGUAAUACCGCCAGCAGUGAAAAUUGUUAUUACUAAGGAAAAAGUUCAGGCUCAGGGUCCGCAAGGAACUAAUGAAUUAAACAUUAAUCCAGUAGUAGAAAUUAUUCAUAAUGAUAACAAAAUUACCACUCAGUCGCCUAACUUGGACUUGGCAGGCACUUUUAACUCUUUAAUUUACAAUUUAAUUGAGGGAGUUAACAAAGGCUAUAAGAAAAUCCUAAAAGUAGCUGGGGUAGGUUACAAAGUGGCUUUAAAAGAGAAAAAACUGGAAUUUUCACUAGGUAAAUCACAUUUAGAUUACCUAGAUAUUCCGGAUGACCUAGAAGUGCAGUUAAAAGGAAACGAAAUAACAAUUAGCGGAGUAGAUAAAAGUAAGGUCGGUGGCAGAAAUGAAAAAGCUAUCCAAGAAAACGAAAAAGUUGAACAAGAAACUAGAGAAGAAACUUUGGAAUUAGUAAAAGAAAAAGCAGCGGUUUUAGAAUUUUUUUUCAGAGAUGAUCUUAAUAUGAAUGUGAAAACACGUGUCAAGGUUUUAGAAAAGGUGAAAGAAGGUUUUACCGGAAUCGGAGAAGGUAAUGUUAAAAAGACUGUUUUUAAAACAAGAAAAGAAAGAUUUAAAAAAAUGAAGAAAAAUUUAGAAGAAAAUUUAACAGAGGAAGAAGAGUUGAAUUCUUAUUUAGUUGGUGAAGUAGAAAGUAUUGUCGUGGAAAAAGAUUAUUUUGUUGAAAAUCAACUAGGAAAAUUAGGAGAACUUUUUGGAGUUGAAUUUUUAGAAACUGGGGAUAGAGAUUUUAGAGAUGUUAUUGAUACUAGCAGAACAGAACGAGGAGUUUCACAGACGAAAGAAGAGAUUUUAGAAAAAAUUAGUCGACUAAAACAAGAACAAGAGGAAAGCACCAAAACUUCCGAAAUUACUCCGUCUGAAACAGAAAACGGACUGGACAAGUUUUUUAGGUUUUUUUCUGAGUUGGAUAGGAGAGAGGACGAAGAUUUUGUUUCCUGA